CAUUGCGAAAUCAAGUAGCGGAAGAUCUGCGGACAAAGUUUUCGAAGAUUGUGUCAAGACAGUAGUGACAUAUACCGUUAACAUGGCGAGCAUUAGCCCAGUGACCAUAGUGUCAUGGAAUGAAUUCAUGGCGGAUCCAACUCUGAUGUACAACUUGUUUACAAGGAAUCCGAGGUCGGGCCAGUUUCAGUUUGAUCCUGCUCGCGUCAAUGUAAUGGCAAGUUCCACUUCCAGGACUUUAAAGGUGGAAACUAUGGAGGAGCUAUUAACGUGGGAGCGAGAUUUGCUGUCCAAACCUCUGUUGCUGGAUAUGAUGGCUGUUCAUUCCAAGACAGAUAACUACGUGUAUGUCAGGGUCACAACGCGCUGGAGGGGUCAUUUUGCUGUGUUACUGAAUCCUCUUAACCCGGCUGUUCGAAGACCCAUGGAAGAAGAAUUCCGUAAAGCCAGAGAACACAUGUCCAACGGCGACAAAUUUUGCUUGGAGUUUGACCUCGGACCUUGUAUAGAGAAUUGGUAUGCAGAAAUGCUGGAUGGAGCUCAAGGGUGCUACACUUCAACAAAGAGUUCACAGGCCCGCUUCUACAUUACCAACUCGUCCAAGUACCAGCACUGUUUUGAUUGCAAUGCCAUCUGGUGUGUUUUGUGCCUUCCCUGUUGGAUUCUCUCUGCACCCUGUUAUAUGACACACCGAGCCUGCACGGUGAAGGAUGAGUCUCUGAUCUUCAAUCUUCCAAUCAUUAUGCGCACUCCUCUGGCAAGAAACCUUGUGGUGGAGCUAAUUCCAGAGCGAGAUCAGCAGAGAAUGGCCGCCAAUAGGCAGCUAGUGCAGAACCGUGCCACCCAUGACCAACACAUGACAGUUCCUCAGGUGGUAGCUCCGGAGAGACAGGGCCACCCUUCCACAGCCCAUCACAAUUACCCAGUGGGAACCCCAGCUGCCCCACCCCCGUACUCCCCACCAGGCUACAAUACACCACCGGGCUAUGCUACACAGCCAGGUACUGUGACAAACCAACCCUAUGCUCUGCCGCCUCCACCUGCCGUGUGGAGGGGCCCCACACCUCCGGGGCAGGCUCUGCCUCAGUCCCAAGGUCAGACGACUGCCCCACCCGCCGGCCAGCCGCCCCCUGACUACCAGCCAUGUGCACCACCUCCGUCAGCCCCCAGGGUGUAGAGACUAAGGGUCUGGGGCAUAUCUGUAUACAGUUCAUGUAUGAGGUUGUGUAUAGUGUACAUGUUGCUUUCAUUGUUUGACUAUGGAAAGGCAUUUUUUAAAAAUCACAGUUGUUUUAUAUGAUCUGAGAUGUAAGAAUGUUGAGAGCUGGAACAUUUUGAAUAAAGAGAUGAAUUCAAAAGGGAUACCUAUAACUUUUUUAAUAACUUGCCAGUAUAUGGUAAAUGACUGUAACCAAGUUGCACACUUUGCCUGAUUCUCGAAGCUCUACUAGUGUAUGGACCAAAAUUGAUAUUUAAUGACAUUUAUUUCUAUAAAUGCACUGUUGGCAGGCAAAACUUUAGGUCAUUUACAUAGUAGAUUUACAAUGUAUAUUUAAUAGUUGGGUUGCGAGAAAGAUCUAUUAAAUAGGGCAUUGUGGGCAGUAGAACUGUACCUGUGGUAAAGUAGAUGUCACAGAGGGGAACUUUUUUGGGGGACAUAUCUGUGUAAAUAAUGAAAAUGGUGAUUCGUAUAUAUUGCAUUAUUUUUGUACUCACAGUUAAAUACGUAAUGGCUUUGAGCUAGAAUGCUUGUUGUGUAACAUGGAAACAUACAAUGCUGUAAAACAGAUUGAAUAUGCAUAUUCAGAACUACAAUAUAGUGAACACGAUGGAGCUAGCCAAACGAACCCAUGUAGCUUUUGUGUCUCACAAGUUAUUAUUUUAAAGAUUCAAAAUUGCUUCCAAUCUUCAAUGUAGGUGACGCCCAAAAGAUUUAUCGCGCUGAAAUCAUCGUACAUUGACUUUGUGUUAUUACUGAACAAAGUUGUCAAAAUUAUAAUACUAAUUACUACUGAUAUGAUGUUAGUUUUUUUUU
Messenger RNA from Liolophura sinensis, 2035 nucleotides. RefSeq lists its product as uncharacterized. The record is from RefSeq and is a predicted model, not a curated record. NCBI's taxonomy places the organism in Eukaryota, Metazoa, Mollusca, Polyplacophora, Chitonida, Chitonidae. The coding region runs from base 83 to 1177 and encodes 364 amino acids. The transcript has 7 exons.